This is a messenger RNA of Nerophis lumbriciformis (worm pipefish), 1761 nucleotides long. Lineage: Eukaryota; Metazoa; Chordata; Actinopteri; Syngnathiformes; Syngnathidae. The record is from RefSeq and is a predicted model, not a curated record.
AUGAUGACCAAUUCGCCGUCAGACAAGAUGAAGAAAAAAUGGUCCAAGGACAGCCUGACGCUGUUGCCGUGCUUCUACUUUGUGGAGCUCCCCAUCGUGGCGUCGUCCGUGGUAUCGCUGUACUUCCUGGAGUCGACGGACGUGCUGGGGCCUCCGCGGGUGGGCUUCCGCUGCCACGAUCGCCAUCUCAGCAAACCCUACGUGGACGGAGGGGACGAAAUCAUUCCGCUGCUCAUGCUGCUCAGCCUGGCCUUCGCCGGCCCGGCCGCCUCGAUCAUGCUGGUGGAGGCCUUCCUUUACAUGGCGCAGUCCCGUAGCCAAACGCGGCGAGCGGAAGGCGGCGUCAAUGCGGGCGGCUGCAAUUUCAACUCCUUCUUGAGGAGGACCGUCCGCUUUGUGGGAGUGCACGUGUUCGGUCUUUGUGCAACGGCAUUGGUCACCGACAUCAUCCAGUUGUCGACGGGUUACCACGCCCCCUUCUUCCUCACUGUAUGUAAGCCCAACUACAGCCAGGUCUCUUGCGACACCGACACAUACGUCACUAGAGACAUCUGCUCCGGACCCGACCGGCAUGCCAUCGCGGCCGCCAGGAAAACCUUCCCAUCUCAGCACGCGACUCUGUCUGCUUUUGCCGCAGUUUACGUUUCUAUGUAUUUCAACUCCACCGUCUCGGACGGCAGCAAGCUCCUCAAGCCCGUUUUAGUCUUCUUGUUCGUCAUGGCGGCCGCGCUGAGCGGCUUGACUCAGAUCACGCAGCACCGCAGCCACCCCGUCGACAUCUACGUGGGUUUUCUGAUAGGAGCCUUCAUCGCCGCUUACCUGGCUUUGAACGCCGUGGCCAACUUCGAGUCCUCCGACGCAGCUCCGGCCCCGCCUCCGCCGCCCGCGCCGGAGGACCCUUUGCGGGCGCUGACGGAGCGAGGGCACGAGUCGGUCUACGACAAGGGCCCCGCUUCGGCCUCCGAGAGCAACGACGAGAUCGCGGCGACCCCGGACGGCGCGGGUAGCCUGAAGAGAGCCGGCGUAGACGUGGAGCUGAUGGCUCCGCGGAGUCCCAUGGCAAAGGAGACCAUGCUGACCUUCGGCAACACUUUGCCGCGAUCCGGCGUCGCGGCCGCUCCGGUCGGGCCCGUCGCCCCGACAGAGCCGUUCCGGCGCGUUCCGAAGGCGGACCCGGCCGCGUCGCGCCGUCUGCCGUCGGAGUGGAUGCGGAAGGCCCGGCGGGAGAGCGACGAGUCGGCUUCCGAUCGCGAACCGACUCCUCCUCCUCCUCCGGCUGCGCCCAGACCGCCUCAGGUUCCCCAAGCGGGACCUCCCCCCGUCUCGCCCAAGACCUCCUCGGCCCGUGCCAAAUGGUCGGCCAUCCGGGAGAAGGCCCUUGCCGAAGCCGUGGCCGGCCGGCCGCGACCACUCCGGGCGUCCGAGGGGCCGGCCGAGAACUCCUCAGAAAGCGCCGGGGUCCGCCCGAGCUGCCGACAGGCCGCCGAGAAGCGACGCGAAGCCGUCGUCGCGGCGGACGCCUUUUGCCGGGCCCCACCGAAUACCCGGGAGCGGGCCGACGAGCGUGACGCGUACGACCCCGACGGCCUCCGGCGAGGAGACUGCUUCCGGCCAACGGAACUGGAGGUGUUGACGCAGGCCCAGCGUGAGGAGAUGGCCGCCAGACGCAAGACGGCGCUGGUUCUUCUGGAGCGAGAUGCGCAUCUGACAAUAGGAGAGAACCACCUCAGGAGUUUUCAAGGUCGCAGAAUAAAGGAUUAG